This is a messenger RNA of Aspergillus heteromorphus CBS 117.55, 1431 nucleotides long. RefSeq names its product retropepsin-like aspartic protease. The record is from RefSeq and is a predicted model, not a curated record. Lineage: Eukaryota; Fungi; Ascomycota; Eurotiomycetes; Eurotiales; Aspergillaceae. Bases 1 to 1431 code for a protein of 476 amino acids. The transcript is spliced from 2 exons.
AUGAAGAACGCCCGCCGACCUGAUCCCCAGAGCAUCGUCAACAAGCUACAAUUGGACGGCACUGGGAAUCAGCGUUGCUCUUCUACCCAAUCCUUAACCCCCCCCGACCAUCCAACAAGCGAUUACCUAACCUCUGGCGACCGCCCAGCUGGGAGGUUUGAGCAUAUUAUCUACCGCGGAGGACGGUGCCAGCGAACCUCUCUUCAACACAUCCCCGACCCUGGUGACGACCGUCCCUGCAAUCUCCAUGUGCUCCUGCGUCUGGCAGUACUAUCGAAACUGGUAUCCUGGUCCCUAACCCUGUUCAAAGUAUCCCUGCUGCCUGCUGUCCCGGGCUCUUCUGUUCUGGUUUGUACGUCUUCGGUCAUCGAGGCCAAUGAGGAUCAGUAUCGAGGUCGAUCAGAGCCUAGGAUACCACGCUCCGAUCAUCGCUUCCCUUUCGAGAUGCAGGGUUCCGCCCCCCGGGCUGGACAGGGCACUGACAGCCCCGGGGAGGCCGACAAGCCCUCCCGAGCUGGGCGAUGGAGACGUGCCAUCAAGCGGAAGUUAUCGUUUCUCGUACCACGACGGAUCUUUCGACGGCGACGACGACACGAAAGGAAUAAGGGGCGGGGACAGAACACUGUUGGUCCGGUUAACCAAUUUCUUCAAACCGGGGACCCUAAACCCCCAGACGGCAAUCGCUGCCAGGAUGACGCGCACCACAGACACAAUGAGCAUCAAGAACAACGCCAUGGGACAGACCCAUAUCCCGACCUCAUCGACGCCCCCGACACAGGUAACCUCGAUACCUCCCACGAUACCGACCCUCUCUCCUCAUCCUCACGCAGCGGCACCGCAUCCUUAGCGAUCUUCAGUCCAAACAGCCCGGUAGUCAGUGGCAGUGGAACCGACCAGAAAACUCCCUUCCGACAGCCCGAGCAAUCCUCCCCUCCCCUUCCCCUCGACAACGACGACCGACGCUCCCAAACCUCAACAGUCAGAAGCUCCUCACAAGCAAACCUUACCCUCAUUCCCUCAAACGGAUCAUACAAAUGGUCAGUCUACAUGAUCCGCGAGGACGCCAGCAAAGAAAGCUUUCGAAUGGCGCUGGACACACAAUCGGCCACCAAUCUACUCUGCGUAGAGGCCUGGCGCGAGUUGAGACUGGAGCUGCACCCGUACACGGACAAGAUCAUCCCCCUGCAGUGUGGGGAGGGCGAGCCGAUUCGCAUGAAGCCCAAGGGGAUCGUCAAAAACGUAGCGUGGCAUUUUGCGGGCGGCAAGAGGACCUAUGUAUCGGAUUUCGUCGUCCUGGAUAUGCCGCGUUUUGAUGCUAUCCUCGGGAACGAGGAUAUCAACCGUUGGAGGAUUCUGCAACCGGGGCCCGGGCUUGAGGCAAGGCACGCUGUGGUGAGGGACCUGAGUACGAUGAAUCCGGGCCCGUCGUGA